CCUCCGUCCAAUCCCCCCCAGCUUUCACUUGACUUCCUUACCUUACUGCCUGAGGCCCGUCUGUCUGUGGUCAUUGCGUCGCUCCCCUCCAAAGCUUCCGACCGACCAUCCCAUUUUGUCCCCAUCUCCCCCCCUUCCUUCCUUCCUUCCAUCCAUCCUCGCAAGGGCAUCCAGCUCUUUCAAUCACCGGCCUCGACUUUCAACACUCAGUCCCCGCCGCUUACAAUUGUACACCACAGCAUACAAGUAAUCCCCGAUCUUCCGGACCGAUACCUCCCAGUUGGACAUCCAGUCCUGCCUCCCCAGACUUUGUCCGCUACAAUCGGAUCAUCAAGGGAGGGCAAUCAUUACGACACCUGUCUUGCUCACGAGCAGCAUUUUAGGUCGUGAGUCGCUCCCGCUCUUUGGCUUUUGACACAUGCAACCAACACCCCCGCCUCACGUCCAGUCAGCAUGUGGUCUGUGCCGCUGGGACAGCCUCUCCGCUCUUUCUCUCACCUGCCCAUCAUUUCGACCAUCAACACCGCCAUCCACAACAUUGCUGUUUCUUCAAAAGCAUCAGUUUUCAUCGCUUGCUAACUGAUAUCUGCCCCCAGGCAAUCAUGUCCGCCGCCACUAUGGCCCCUAACACGGCGGCAGCUCCUCAGGUCACGCCAGCUACUCUUGUCACCCUCAAAGUCAGCUAUCAUGGCUCAACCCGCCGAUUCAAGCUCCCUCUGCGGGAAAUGGUUCCUGCGUUUCUGGAAAACAGGAUCCGAGGAGUUCUGAACAUUCGCCCCGAUGCCGAUGUUGUGUUUGAGAGAUACUCCGACUCUGCCACCUCUUACGUAGUGCUCGACAAGGCCAACACCUCAGUAUACAAGCAGCUCUACCGUGCUGCUAAAGCUAAGCAGAAGCUCAGGCUUCGUGUGACAGUGAAGGAGACGCCAGCACAAGCAUCCCUCGAUUCGCUCAUUCAAGCUGCCGAGCCCGCUGAAACCCCCGUGGAGAAGAUUACCGAAGAGCCUGUCGAAAAGCCAACUCUGCCGAUUCCGAAAGAGUUGAUUGAGGCCAGAAUUGCCGAAGCCAAGGCUGCCGUGGCCGUCAGGGAAGGACCUAAGCCUGCUUCGGUGGCCGAUGAGGUUGAGGAAGAAGCAGUCUCGAGCCCUGCCGAAAAUUCCGAGGAGAUCGAGCAACCUACACCCGUCGAGCCAGUCCAACCUCUGAAGAUCCCAGACGCCGUCCUCGCUGAUUACGAAAUGGCCAUUUUGAAGUUGGAGCAACAGAGUCAGGCACGUUUCGCUGCCGAGAUGAACCUCGUGCCCCCUGCUAUCAGGUCAAACUAUGCUGUCUGCUGUAACAGCUGCGACAAGAAUGUUCCUGACAUGCAUUAUCACUGCUCAAAGUGCGACGGCGGCGAUUUCGAUCUCUGCCCAGGGUGUGUGGAUCAAGGUGUCGCUUGCUAUGGCGCUGACCACUGGUUGAUCAAGCGGUUCAUCAAGAACGGCGUUAUCAUCAGCAGCACCACCGAGACGCUGCCUCCCAAGCAGGUCAAGCAAGCAGCUCCUCCCUCCCCUCCAUUUCCCCCAAGCCCUGCGGCCGAGAAGCCAUCCACCCCCUCAGCUUCAGAGCGCAUCAUUCCCAUUUUCAACGGCCUCGCCUACUCCAGCAUGCGCACUUGCAACUGCUGCGUCCGGGAGCUCCCCGAGGUGGACUUUGUCCACUGCUCGACCUGCGAGGAUUAUGACCUUUGCCGAAGUUGUUUCGCCAAGAACACCCAUGGUCACCACCCCAAGCACACCUUCGUUGCCGCUGUUGAGGGCACACGCUUGGAGCCUGAUGUGGCUCGCCGUCUUGGUGCUGGCCGUGGCCAAAAGCACAAUGCCAUUUGCGACGGUUGCGAUACUAACAUUCGCGGCAUCCGUCACAAGUGCCUGAACUGUCCUGACUGGGAUUAUUGCAGCGAGUGUAUGGCGAACGCCUCUUUUAUUCACCCCGGUCAUCGGUUCGUGCCCAUCUACGAGCCACUCGAGUACGCCGGUAUUUCCGACUUGUUCGCCCGCCCUACUCACCAGGGUAUCUGCUGCGACGGCCCCCUCUGCUCAGUUAACCGCAACAAUUACACCUACAUCACGGGAGACCGUUACAAGUGCGCUGUUUGCAAUGAUACCGACUUUUGCGAGGCUUGCGAAGCCAGCCCUGCCAACACCCACAACAAAACUCAUCCUCUCAUCAAGUUCAAGACGCCCGUUAGACACGUCAGCGUCACCACCACAGGAGAAAAUGAGAACGGCCGUGCCAUCCCUACCAUGGGAGAUCGCCGUCCUCGUGUGACCACUUCUCGAGCCACCGAGACUGUCAACGCACCUGUGCUGUCGUCUUCCAACGUGCAGACUGUCAUUGACGUGAAGCCCGUGGAGCACGAUAUCAACAAGGAGGUGGAGAAGAAGCCUGCUGAGAAGGUCGAGAUCAAGACUGAAACGACCGAGGUGAGGCCUGUGGAGCAGGUUGCUCCUGCCGCUCCAGCUGAGCUCGUCGCCGUGUUCGUCAAGGACACCGUUGCUGAUGGCACCGUCAUGGAGCCCAACCACGUCUUUGAGCAGACCUGGAUUCUUCGCAACGAGGGCAAGACAGCGUGGCCCGCUGGCUGCUCUGUCAUGUUUGUUGGCGGCGACUAUAUGGGUCAUGUUGACUCGACUCACCCGGCAGCUACCCAGGACCUCCGUGCGUCCAACGUCUCGACUGUCUGCUAUUCCCCCAUCCUUCCAGGAGAGGAAUUCCCCUUCACCGUCUUGCUCAGAACUCCUCUGCGCACCGGUAGAAUUGUUUCCAACUGGCGUUUGACCACUCCCGAUGGUCUCAAGUUCGGCCAUCGCCUAUGGUGCGACGUCAAGGUCGAGCACCCCAAGUCGGUCGCUCCUGUUGUUUCCGAGCAAGUGAAGGAGGAGCGCGAGGUCGUCGCCAAGCCCGAGCCUGCGCUUGCACCCAAGGAAGAGGUUCAGCUUCACCAGAGCCAGAUGAUCUUCCCCAAGCUUGAGAAGGAAUCGCCCGUCUCCAGCUUGCACGAGGAUGACAAGUCUGAGUCGGCGGUUACGUACGAGCAGUACGAAGACUGCGAGGAUGAUGACUGGGAUGCUGCCGAGUCGGAGGAGGGAUUCAUGACCGACGAAGAAUACGACAUCCUCGAUGCUUCCGACGAGGAAUACUCCGAGGCUCAUUCUCGCAAAUAAGUAUUCAGCAACAGUAUCUCGAUGGAUCAUGACAUGAACUCCUGUCGCCCGGCUGGACCCGCGAACACCACCCCGUGGUUUCUUAGGUAAACAUGGUGGGAUGUACACGAAAUACUGUAUAUCACGGGACAAUGUGCGAACGCUGGUACACGGUGAGCAGCUAGGCACAUGCCACUAGGCGCUGUAUGGUGGAAUAAGUUGGCCGGUCUAUUUUGGGUUGAUUUUGGUUUGCGGUUGGUUGGAUGGCUAUUCAUUCUUUGCUGAGGAACUCAAAACAACCUUGAUUAGGAUUGCGGCUCGGUCAGGAGCACCAAAACAAACCAGGCGGUCAACUCUUCUGGUUCGCACUGGCAGUUUUGAGGUGAUCUCUUCCACCAUUUUGCAAAGUGCGUGGGGCGAAACAGAAUCUAGGAGCCCAACACGGGCAAAAAGGGGUGAUAUCAUCAUUCAGGGCUUGUCUGCCUUGUUUUUUCCUUGUCUUUUUUCUACUUUUACAUUUACUUUUACCGAAGAUAACGUGGUUAUGGGUUGAAAUUAAGUCUCCUCUUUAUUUUGCUUUGUCAAGUGCAACCUUUCGGGUCAGGCAGCUCAAUUUCAGAUUGUUAUUCUCAGUUUUCACGAUAAGUCACUCCGCGGUUAGGGAAAGGUUAGCGAAUAGGAACAAAUGAACCAAUCAUGACGAAGUCUUCGUCCGCUUCUUGUGUUGACUGUGGUUUUGAACACACACAUGGGUAUACUAUCUAUUAGAUAUGAAAAUCUUCCAAUCCCAACCUGAUUAUUACAUUCCUAGAAGGAAAGGUUGCAUUCUACUCGAAAGUGGUCUUCUUGCCCGCCGGCGCAACAACCGCACCAGUAAGCCUAGCCACGUUGAUAUCCUGGUGGAACUUGGCCCCCUUGGCCUCCAUCCUCCUCUCCUUCAUCGGCACCCACACCUUCUUCUCCUUGACCUCUGCAACACCUUCACCACCAGCACCAUUCUGCUCCCUCCUUUGGGCAGCGCCCUUCCCUCUGAACCUCUUUUGGUAUCUCGUCUGGUCGUCCUCCGCCAGCUCAAUCUUGAGCGUCCUGCCCAACAGCUGAUUAACCCACCAUUUCCUCGUCUUGACUCUGGGUUCCUCUUUUGGCACAGCCUUCUUUUUUGGCUUCUCCUCUUUCUCCUCAUCAUUGCCAUCCUUUUCCUCCGCUUGCUUCUCCGUGCCGUCGUCGGCCUUGUCCUCCUCCUUCUCAUCCACAUCCAUAAAAUCCUCCACCGUGUCGAUCGUCUCCUUGACCUUGACAAACCCCUUUACCGCCCACUGCGCCGCGUCCGCAGUCUCAAAAUUCACCCACCCGUAUCCCUUGCACUUGCCCGUAUCCUCAAACGUAGCCACCUUCACCCAUCUGAUCGGCCCACACUUGUGGAAGUGUUCCCUCAGAUCAUCCUCCGUUACCUGGAAGGAUAGAUUCCCCACAAAGACCUUGGUUGAUGUGCUCGCUGGAGUGGCGGUGGUAGCAGCGGUAGAUGACUUAGCCCCAUUCGUGAGGUCAACAGGCGCGGGCUCUUCCUUCUUUUCUGGACGGCCCUCGAAAGACUUGGCGUCUUUGAUGAGGACUUUGCGGCGGUACCAUUCCGUUUCUGAGAGGGCAAUGGCCGCGACGUUGGCUUCAAAGGUGGCGAAAUCGACGUAGGCAAAGCCGCGGUUUUCGGUGGGGUUUUUCGGACCGGCGCCGGGGGCCGAGGUGGGUUUGGCGGUGGGGAGAUGGACGCGGGUGAUGUCGUCCAAAGUG
Messenger RNA from Podospora pseudopauciseta, 4976 nucleotides. RefSeq lists its product as uncharacterized. Lineage: Eukaryota; Fungi; Ascomycota; Sordariomycetes; Sordariales; Podosporaceae. The record is from RefSeq and is a predicted model, not a curated record. Gene Ontology annotation, molecular function: zinc ion binding. The coding region runs from base 603 to 3209 and encodes 868 amino acids. The transcript is spliced from 2 exons.